Messenger RNA from Odocoileus virginianus texanus, 1464 nucleotides. The record is from RefSeq and is a predicted model, not a curated record. Lineage: Eukaryota; Metazoa; Chordata; Mammalia; Artiodactyla; Cervidae.
GGUGGGUGUGAGGGAGGUUAGGCUAGCCAGAGGUGGCUGGGGGCCUGCACAAAGCCUGACCUGGUGGAUCAGGACCUUGUUUAACCAGAAAAGGACAGCCAUGGCCUGAGACCCUGAACGUACUGUCCUGGAGCCCGGCUGAAGGGUUCCGGAGAUCCUAGGUCCACGCCUCCUGCUUUGUUGCCUGGGGCCAGGUCUCAGGCCACCCAGGGAGUGGCGGACCUGGCUCCCGUCCCUCCCCAGGCCCCUUGGCCUAUCCUACCAAUUUCUAGCUGUACUUGUUCCCGGGGCAGGGACUCUGGGUAGGCCGGGUAUGGAUAGGGCAGAGGGAUGGGUGCUGGCACUCACUGUCUUCCCACGGAUGCUCUCUUCACUCUGGGGCUCUGACAAGCCCAGUGCCUGGGGCUGGGGAAGGGCCUGGAAAACCUGCUGAGGCGGUUGAGCCGGAGAUCACCUGGAUGAGAGGAGACACAUAGUUCUCAUUCCAGGCCCACCUCCACGUCCACCCUGGGUUCUUGGGUUCUCCUUUCCCUGCCUCCUGCCUCCUCCCGAGGCCCUGUGAGGCGUGAGGCAGUGAGAUGGCAGACUCGUACACGGAGCUGGAGAAGGCCGUGGUCGUCCUGGUGGAAAACUUCUACAAAUACGUCUCCAAGCACAGCCUGGUCAAGAACAAGAUCAGCAAGAGCAGCUUCCGGAAGAUGCUUCAGAAAGAGCUCAACCAUAUGCUGACGGUGGACACGGGGAACCGAAAGGCUGCUGACAAGCUCAUCCAGAACCUGGAUGCCAACCACGACGGACGCAUCAGCUUUGACGAGUACUGGACCUUGAUAGGCGGCAUCACUAGUCCUAUCGCCAACCUGGUCCGCCAGCAGGAGCAGCAGAGCAGCAGCUAGAAGCCCCCCGCCAUCCCUGCCCCCGUGCCCCCCACGCUCCCUCCCUAGGCUCCUCUGCCCACCAGGCCCCGUCCUCUCUUCUCCCUCUAGACCCUCUUCGGACCUUAGCCGAACAGGGUAAGGGGAAACGUCAGGGCCCCUCUGUGAGUGUCUCAGCCGGGGGCGCCUCCCUGUGGGUCUCCGUCCUUGGAGCCAGCGGACCCUGGGGCCCCUCUGUGACAAUGCUGUGUGGGGACCCAUGAGUUUCCCUACCUGCUCAGUCCGUCUACCCUGCUGACUUCCAAUGUUCCUGCCUGAUUCCGGGCUUCUCCUGACCUCAGCUUGCUGCUUCAGGCCUCCGGGUUCCUGGCAGCACCAGCAAGGACUUCUCUCUUGCUCUCCCCUCAGCCCCUCUGCUGGGUAGGGGAGACUUCCAGGGAUGGUCCUCCAGCUGCCUCUGGGUCUGGGAACAGGGUUGAGCCCCCUUCCUCCUCUUGAGCCACUGAAAUGGGAAAAAGGCUGGAUCUAGAGUUUUCCUCCCCCUCACCCAGUCCCUUUGUCAUGUUUAUUAAAGCCUUUCUAUUCCUUGGAA